AUGCCAAAGAUCAAAAAACCAAAGAAGAAUGGUCCACCACCUGAAGGUUACUCCAAAAUUGAACCAACAUUAACUAAAUAUAGAGAUAAAUUGAAAACAGCACAACUGAAACCUGAUCCUACAAAAUCAAAACAAUCUUCAUUAUGGAUAAUAUAUGAAUUAAAUUAUAAAAUUUCAAGAUAUGUAUAUGAUAUGUAUAAAAACAAGCGAAUAUCUAAAGAUUUAUAUGAUUGGUUAUUAUUACAAAAUUACGUUAAUUCCGAUUUGAUUGCUAAAUGGAAGAAAUCAGGAUAUGAAAAAUUAUGUUGUAUUAAUUGUAUAUCAACAAAUACAAAUGGUGGAGGAACUUGUAUUUGUAGAGUUCCAAAAGCUAAAUUAAUUGAAAAGGACCCCGAGAAAGUAAAUACUGAAUGUAUAACUUGUGGUUGUAGAGGGUGCUCAUCUAGUGAUUGA
Molecule: messenger RNA, 453 nt
Organism: Candida tropicalis MYA-3404
Lineage: Eukaryota; Fungi; Ascomycota; Pichiomycetes; Serinales; Debaryomycetaceae
Gene: BUD31
Product: U2 snRNP complex subunit
Exons: 1
Coding region: 1-453 (150 amino acids)
Biological process (GO): mRNA splicing, via spliceosome
Cellular component (GO): nucleus; spliceosomal complex
Source: RefSeq, a predicted model, not a curated record